AUGGAUUGGACAAAGGGAGAGGUUUUCUUAACACUUUUGUACUUCAUGACGGCCGUUGGGAUUAUUCAGAUGCUAAUCAAGUCCUACAUUUCGACUUACUGCUACACACAAUACACGGAGUUGGUUAAUUGGAUUAGGAGUCAAUAUAUGGAGAUCAGUGUUCAAGGGUUAAUGAGAGAAAUUGUCGAAAAGAACGUCCAUUCAGCCCUCAAGCAAUCUAAAUUGAUUGUAAUGAUGUACAUUAUGGUAUUUGCAAUGGCUCCACUUGGUUACAUGCUAACAGUCAUUAUCAGAGAAGGAUUUCAUGCAGUUAUCAUUAUACCUUUCAUCCCCUACGAUCAUCCAAAUGCUAGAGCUAUCUACUACAGCGUAGAAUUUCCUUACACACUUAUGGCGGGACUUUUGAGUGGAAUAGGCGAUUCUACAAUCAUAAUUUCAGGAAUCCACGCCAUGAAGGCCAUCGACACCAUUAAUGAAUUAAUUGCAUUAAUGGACAACAAGGAGAUGGCAAAUCAGUGCUCAAAUCUUCUUAUUGUCAUCCACAAGAAGCAUGCCGAAAUCAUAAAGAUUCUCUCAACACUUAACGAAAUUAUGUACUCUGUGUCACUCAUUCAGCUCUUCACGAGUACCUUUAUGUUCUUGGUACUCUUCACGUCAGCACGGACACAACCCAUGGAAAUUGUUUUUUACCUCUUUAUGCUGUGCGUGGUGUCACAACUUUUCCUCCUUUGCGCCUUUGGGGAGGUAAUUUUUUCAAAAACUGAAGCAAUUUUCACCCAACUCUACCUCACAAAGUGGUACGAUAUGGGCUUGAGUAAUCAGAGAAUAAUCCUCAUGAUGAUGCGUAUGGCAGAGCAACCGUAUGGCUUGAAAGCCGGUGGGAUGUACGACAUAAACAUGUACACCUUUAUUCAGAUUGUAAAAAUGGCCAUUUCCUAUUGUGCCAUCAUCAUUACGCUUGCCUAA
This is a messenger RNA of Lutzomyia longipalpis, 966 nucleotides long. Its product is annotated as odorant receptor 85b-like. The transcript has 4 exons. The record is from RefSeq and is a predicted model, not a curated record. Lineage: Eukaryota; Metazoa; Arthropoda; Insecta; Diptera; Psychodidae. Bases 1 to 966 code for a protein of 321 amino acids. Gene Ontology annotation, molecular function: odorant binding; olfactory receptor activity. Gene Ontology annotation, biological process: detection of chemical stimulus involved in sensory perception of smell; sensory perception of smell. Gene Ontology annotation, cellular component: plasma membrane.